Scheffersomyces coipomensis is the source of this 2335-nucleotide messenger RNA. RefSeq lists its product as uncharacterized. The record is from RefSeq and is a predicted model, not a curated record. Lineage: Eukaryota; Fungi; Ascomycota; Pichiomycetes; Serinales; Debaryomycetaceae. The transcript is spliced from 2 exons. Bases 325 to 2199 code for a protein of 624 amino acids.
UUUUUUUUUUUUUGGUUUAAUUUUCAUAAACCACCUCUUCAUCUUUCUUGUUCGUCAUUCCUUAAAUUCAAUUCUUAUUUCAUUCUUUACUUUUCAUUCUACUUCAUACUUCUUUUUCUUAUCAUAUCAUAUCACUCAACCAUCUCCAUUCGACUUCACAUAUCCACUAUCAUCAACCAUCAUAGACAUACCAUCCCUUCCAUUCUUCAAUUACGUUAUUAUUAAUCUGCAUAUCUAUUCCCAUUGAUACCCAACCUUUUUUUUCUUCCUGCUUACCCACUCACUCACUCCCUCACUAAAAUUAGUUAGUGAUUCCCCCCUCCCAUGUCUCACACUAGCAUUAUUAAUCUACUACCACCUCCUCCACCACAAUCAUCAUCUACAUCCACUCCCAUUUCAAUCGCAUUAAAAUUAAAUAAUAUCAUACUAGAUCAUUUCAAUCAUUGUCUAUCAAAAUCAAUAACUCCAAAACUCCUAGUUAGAAAUGGUCAAUAUUUUGUGAAAAUAUCUGAUGAUGUGAUAUUCCCCUGUAAUACCAUACCUGAAAAUUUAAAUUUCGAUAUAUAUUCAACUAAUCCUAAUGAUAAAGGGGAUUUUCAAGGUAGAAUUGAAACUAAAUUGAAUGUUUUAAAUGAUUCAAAGAAUAUCAAACAAAUAUCAAAAUUAAAAGUUUCACCAUCUUCUACUACUACUAAUUCAUCUGCAUUUACUACAUCUUCCCUCCCUGCAUCUCCUAAAAUUUCCUUAACUCCAGCUUCAACGACAACGACAUCUGCAACGACAACUUCACGACUUAAUAAUGGUCCUAAACGAUCAUCAUCAUCAUUGCUCCCAUUUAAGAUCAAUUCCAAUGAUUCAAAUUCAGAAAUCACUCGGAAAUUCUUAAAUUUAAUCGCAUUGGGUCCAAUCACCGAAUCAACCAUCAUGAAAACUCUUCACAUCACCGAACAUCAUGUUGAUUUAAUUGCAGAUUUGAUCUCAAAUCUAUGUCAAAUCUAUAAUCCUAGUGAUUCAUUCAUCCAAGAUUCAAGAUUCCCCAAUCAAGAAUUAUCCAAUAUUUCAAAUUCAUCAGAUGAUGAUCAAUUUAAUUUGAUUCCAAAAUAUAUCUUGAAGGAUAAAUCAUAUAAGGAUUUAAAACCAUGGAAAUGGAAUUUCACCGACUUUGAAAGAGAUCUAAUCAUCAAUAAUAUAAAUCAUUCCCUAACAAGAUUAGGAUAUUCUGAAACCCAUCCAUUGCGGAAUAAAAUCUGUUUGAAUCCCGAAUUGAAUAAUAAUGAUGCAUCAAGUUCGUCUUCAGAUGAUGAUAAUCAUAAUGGUCUGAGUAAUAGUUCAAAUGGGAAAACUCAUAAGAAACAAUCAUCUCUUGGGGGUGGGAUUUUAAUAUCGAAGAAUAAUAAAAGCUUACCAUUCCGGAAAUCUCAAACUGAUCUGCCAAAACUUUCAAAUCUUAAGAGAGUUGGUGGGUCAGGUCAUACGAAUUUAUCUACUGGUGGGAAUACAUCUGCAUUAGGAUCACCUAAACCAAAGCCAUCUACUGGAGUGACUUCAACUACAACAACAUCAUCAACUACAGCUGCAUCGACUAAUACGAAGUCUGCUGCUGUUAAGAGAAAAUUAUCCAUUUCUUCAGCAUCAUCUUCGGCAUCGAAUUCAUCUGAUGAAGAAAGACAUAGUAAACGUCCUAAACCAGAUUCAUACACCUCCCCAUCAUCAGAAGAAGAUGAUUCUCAUACAACUAAUGUCAGUGCCCCUCCUAUGGUAACAACUACUACUUCAAGACCUAAUACUCCUAAUCCAACUACUAAAAAAUUAGAUUAUUAUACCAAUUUGGCCGUUAAAUUUAAAUCCAAAUAUAAAGAAUAUGAAUCAUUAUAUAAUCAAUUGAAAUCAAAUUCUCCCGUCAAGAAUCCUUCACUUCAAUCAUCGAAUAGUAAGAAACAAUUAAUGAAAUUAUUAGAAUUACAUACCACAUUAGCCCAAUGGAAGAAGACACUUUGGGAUUAUAAUAAUAGUAGUUUAGGGAAAUCAUCCAUCAAUGGACUUUCAAAACAUAAAAAGGCACAAAGUUUAAGUCCGGCCAUCUUAGAUAAUAGUCAAUUAUUCCCUCCUAGACCUCCUUCACGACAAAUUACUCCUUCAAUUCCUCAAUCUGGGUCAUCGAAAUUAAGUCAUAAACAUAAAUUAUCCCUUGAUUAUUAAUGUUGACUCUUAUUGCACAGUUUAAAAAUAAUACUCAUACGUAUAUCCCUUUUGCAUCUUAACUCUAUUUAAUCAUAUUUUAUACAUACAUUAUAUUAAAGUACAUAGAGAUAUAUAUUAAUUAUACUAAAAAAUA